Messenger RNA from Lecanosticta acicola, 1800 nucleotides. Lineage: Eukaryota; Fungi; Ascomycota; Dothideomycetes; Mycosphaerellales; Mycosphaerellaceae. The record is from the annotation of a GenBank genome assembly.
AUGGGCGCCACCGACCCUACACCCACCACUUCCCUGCAGCCCUCAGUCAUGCACGAUACUUCGAGGAAGAAUGGCCGCGUGGGCAAGAAAGGUGGCCGGCGCCAAACAUUCCAGAUAUCAUUAGACUCAUCAGACUCCGAAGACAUCCAACUGACCGUUUCUCCCUCAGGUUCCGUCAGCUUCAGCACCAUGCCUUCCCUCGGCGACGACCAGCCCUCUCCUAAGGGGAGACUGCUGCUAGUCUCGAACCGGCUCCCCAUCACCAUCAAGCGCUCCGACGAGGGCCACUACGACUUCUCCAUGUCUUCCGGCGGUCUGGUUGCUGGUCUCUCCGGCCUCGCAAAGACCACCAAGUUCCAGUGGUACGGCUGGCCCGGCGUUCAAGUACCCGAGAACGAGAUCGGCCACGUCAAGAAGCGCCUCGACGACGAGUUCAAUGCCGUGCCAAUCUUCAUGUCUGACGAGCUCUCCGACCGCCACUAUAACGGAUUCUCGAAUAGUAUACUCUGGCCUCUGUUCCACUACCACCCGGGUGAGAUCACCUUCGACGAGUCUGCCUGGGAUGGUUACGUCGAGGCCAACCGACUCUUCGCCAAGGAGAUUGCUCGUGACGUGCAAGACAACGACCUCGUCUGGAUCCACGACUACCAUCUGAUGCUUCUCCCUGCAAUGCUCCGGGAAGAGCUCAACCGGGGCGAGUCGAAGCCGAAGAACGUCAAGUUCGGCUUCUUCUUGCACACGCCAUUUCCGUCGUCUGAAAUCUACCGCAUCCUGCCAGUACGCAACGAGAUCUUGCAAGGUGUCCUUCACUGUGAUCUGGUCGGCUUCCACACCUACGACUACGCCCGUCACUUCCUUUCAUCGUGCGCACGCAUUCUCGGCCUGCCGACAACGCCCAAUGGCGUCGAGUUCCAGGGCAAGCUGGUUACGGUGGGCGCCUUUCCCAUCGGCAUUGAUCCGGACAAGUUCACACAGGCCAUGGAAAAGGACAACGUGAUUCGUCGUAUCGACGCCCUCAAGAAAAAGUUUGAAGGUGUCAAGAUCAUCGUCGGCGUGGAUCGUCUCGACUACAUCAAAGGUGUGCCGCAGAAGCUGCAUGCACUUGAAGUCUUCUUAACUGAGCAUCCCGAGUGGAUCGGCAAGGUCGUCCUCGUUCAGGUCGCCGUGCCCUCGCGGCAGGACGUCGAAGAGUACCAAAACCUGCGCGCCGUCGUCAACGAGCUCGUCGGCCGCAUCAACGGCAAGUUCGGCACGAUCGAGUUCAUGCCGAUCCACUUCAUGCACAAGUCGGUCAGCUUCGACGAACUCACGGCACUCUACUCCAUCUCCGACGUCUGCUUGGUCAGCUCCACUCGUGACGGCAUGAACCUGGUAUCCUACGAAUACAUCGCUUGCCAGCAAGAGCGCCAUGGUGCCCUCAUCCUCUCGGAAUUCACUGGUGCUGCACAGUCGUUGAAUGGUGCCCUCGUCGUCAACCCUUGGAACACCGAGGAGCUCGCGGAUUCCAUUCAUGAUGCCGUUACCAUGGGCGACGAGCAGCGAGCUCUGAACUACCAGAAGCUCGCCAAGUACGUCAACAAGUACACCUCGGCCUGGUGGGGAGAGAGCUUCGUGUCGGAACUUACUCGCAUCAGCGAGCAGGCCGAACACAAGCUCAAAGUCCGCCGCCAGAGCCUAAUGGACCCUGCGAACACCGUCGAGAAGAACGGUGAAGGCGCGCAGUCCUCCAGUCAACAACAGCAAGUCGCCAAUGGGGUCUCAGACAACCAGACGACCAAGCAGAGCGAACUGGGGAAGUAA